This is a messenger RNA of Necator americanus (New World hookworm), 1677 nucleotides long. RefSeq lists its product as uncharacterized. The coding region runs from base 1 to 1677 and encodes 558 amino acids. Gene Ontology annotation, cellular component: plasma membrane. Gene Ontology annotation, molecular function: metalloendopeptidase activity. The transcript is spliced from 14 exons. Gene Ontology annotation, biological process: protein processing. Lineage: Eukaryota; Metazoa; Nematoda; Chromadorea; Rhabditida; Ancylostomatidae. The record is from RefSeq and is a predicted model, not a curated record.
AUGACCAAGCUCCUCGUAAGCACCGCCGGGUUGACCGGCGUCGUCGCGGCCCUCUUCAUCACUUCUCUGGUUUUCAGCAUCCUUACAUGGACACGUGUAAAAAAUGACAACGAUAACCCACCAAGACCUAAGGAGCCACUCAGUCGUCCAGUAGUGCAAUUGUCUUCAUCUAUUCAGACUACCGUAUCCGAAAAUGUAGUGACAGAACCCAUAGUGACUGUGCCGACAGUGUCACGCACCAGAGUUUCGGCAAAAACAAUAUCACCGAGAAGUUCCGCGACAACGUCAACUCGAACGCUUCGAACUCUCACCACACCGAAAUUCGUCGCAACGGAGGCCGCACCGCGACGUAAUCGUACGAUAAUGUGUCCGAACUAUGGAGUUUCAGACAACUCAUACGCAUACCAGGAAGCAGCAUCGUUCAUUCUUAGUGGCCUCGACGAACGUGUCAAUCCGUGCGAAGAUUUCUACGCUUUCACUUGUAACAAGUUUCUAAAAGAUCAUAAGGCUGAAGAACAUGGGGUCAGUCGUUACGGAGCUAUAAAAGAACUUCAAGAUGCAGUGAACACAGAAAUAGUUGACGCCCUCUUCGAUGUGGAUGUGAACGAUAAGAAGCGGUCAGAAACGGAGAGAAUAACGAAAGCGCUUCUCCACGACUGCGUUUACCACAUCUCGCCUAAUGUUCCGACCGAAACAAUCAUUAAUUUCCUUGAAGAAAUUGCAAGAAUGUUUGGAGGUAUACCGUUCCUCAACCACACUCUAAAAGAAGAUUUUGACGUUUUCGCUGCAAUGGGAGAAGUCGAACAAAAUCACGCGAUGGGUACGCUUUUCAGCGCAAUGGUUUCGGUCGACUACAAGAAGAUCAAACAGAAUUCACUGUUCUUAUCACAGCCUCGGCUUCCGAUGCCAAGAGAAUUCUACGUGCUUCCACAGUUUACGAUGAAGCUUAAAAAACGUGGACUUCAAAUUGCUGACGUUUUAAAGAAAUUUGCCGAGAAGAUCUUAGAAGAACCCGAUAAGUAUAGGGAUAUGAUAGAAAAGGCUGCGCAAGAUGUUGUGGAACUAGAGAGGAGGAUCGCUCUGGCGUCUUGGGCAGAUGCCGAAAUGAGAAACUACGCCCAACAGUACAAUCCCUACGAUCUGCCCACUUUGAAAAAAGUGUAUCCAUCUGUCAAAUGGGAGAGCUAUCUACGUAGUCUUUUGUCAACCGUCGGUCCAGUCGAUUUUUCUGGUCCACAUAAACGGCUCAUAAUCUCGCAACCGUCGUAUUUUGGGUGGUUGAAUGCUCUCUUCAAUGGUAACGUUGUUGACGAAAAUACGAUAGUAAACUAUAUAAUCACGCACUUAAUCUUCGAAGAUGCGGAAUUCCUUGGUGGUAUAUUUAAAGAAUCUGCAGAGGAUUUAAAUUACGUCCGGUAUGCGCAAAGAAGUGGCAGAGGAGUUGCCCGAGUUGGAAGGCAACUUAUGCAUCAAAGAGAUACCAGGGGCGACCCGAAUAUCCCGUGCAUGAAUUUCAUCAUGACGUACAUGCCGUAUGGACCUGGUUAUGUCUAUGUAAGAAGCAAACAGCAGAGAAACGAUGUUCAAGCAGACAUUAAGAAACAAACAGAACUCGUCAUCGAGAGCUUUCUGCUACGUUACUGUGAUCUCCAUCUAUUCGAACACUUCAGACGAUAA